GAUUGCGGAUCUGCACAGUGAUUCCCUUGGAUGUGAAUGCAGUGUCCCCUGUGGGUUGCAGUAGGUGAUGCCCAGCUCUACUGCAAUGGCCAUUGGAGCUCUUUCUAGUUCUCUUCUUGUCACCUGCUGCCUCAUGGUUGCCCUCUGUAGUUCUACUAUCCCUGUGCAAAAACUGGCCAAGGCUCAAGACAAACAGGAGAUCAAGACAAGCCAGGAAAAGAGAGAUCACGCCUCCACCAGGGACAGCCAGACAGGCCCUGGGAAAAUGAAUGAAAUCGGCAGGAAUGGGAGGGAGGAGGGCACCAGAGAUUGGAAAAGCAAAGGAAACAGAAAUUAUUCAAACAAAGACUCUUGGACUAAGCAGAAGCAGGCUUGGACUAGUCAGGGAGCCAGCAGUAAAUCCGGGAAUGUUGAAGAUCAAGAGCAGAGUGACGGUGUCCCGGAGGAGCCUCAGGCGGCUGAAGAUCCCUCCCUCCCAGAAGCUGUAGCGAGCACUACACCUGAGCCCCCUGAGGAGUAUGCUUAUCCAGACUACCGUGGGAAAGGAUGUGUAGAUGAGAGCGGCUUUGUUUAUGCUAUCGGGGAGAAGUUUACUCCAGGCCCCUCUGCCUGCCCCUGCCUUUGCACUGAAGAGGGACCUCUGUGCAUACAACCUGAGUGCCCAAGACUCCACCCCCGGUGCAUUCAUGUCGACACCAGUCAGUGCUGCCCACAGUGCAAAGAGAGGAAGAACUACUGUGAAUUCAGAGGGAAGACCUACCAGACUCUGGAGGAAUUCAUGGUUUCCCCAUGUGAGAAAUGUCGCUGUGAAGCCAAUGGUGAAGUGUUGUGCACAGUGUCUGCAUGCCCUCAGACUGAAUGUGUGGACCCAGUCUAUGAACCAGAUCAAUGCUGUCCCAUUUGCAAAAAUGGCCCCAACUGCUUUGCAGAAACCACUGUCAUUCCAGCAGGCCGAGAGGUGAAAACUGACGAAUGCACUAUAUGUCAUUGUACUUAUGAAGAAGGCACUUGGAGAAUUGAACGACAAGCUAUGUGCACUAGACAUGAAUGCAAACAAAUCUAGGAAACCUACAAAUCAAAGUACUUUGAUUUUUUAUAAAACAUUUCACUGCGGUGAGCACUCAAGAUGACUCUGGGAAAUCUGAAUCAUUGUAAUUAGAAGAUUUGGGGAAGGAGAAAAGAAUGGCAUCCUGGUAUUUUGUUUUUCAUAGUAACAUAAUACUGCAAGGCAAAGAAAUGCACAUAUUUAAAGAAGUUUGGACAUAAAGAUUCCUGUCUUAAUAAAUGUGUUUUAUUUUCACAGGGAGUACACUGAAGUAUACUCUAUCAAAUAUUCUAUGUAUUUCUAUAAUCCCAUUAUAGAGCUUAAAAAUAAAUGUUUUAUAUAGAUAAUACAGAUUAAAAUACUGUAUGGUCACCUGUCCUACUGUAUACAUGAACCUUGGCUAAAACAUUUCCAUUCUAGUUUUAUCAUCUUUUUCUUUUUUCUGUUGUGGGUAACAGUAUUUUGUGCCUGGCCAGGAAAUAGCCAGCAGAUCACAGACUUUAGAUACUUUUAAAAAGUAUAUGUGGUGUUUCAAAGAAUAUUUCUGUGCAAAAGUGGGCCCAGUCCUCUUUUCAGUUUACUGGUGCCUCCCCAGAAAUGGUGUAAUUGGGAACAAAGCUUGAAACUGCAACUUCUGUAACACCCACUACGAAUCUCUGGUUGGAUAAAUCACAUUAAUCCC
Messenger RNA from Gavialis gangeticus (Gharial), 1727 nucleotides. RefSeq names its product von Willebrand factor C domain containing 2 (gene VWC2). Gene Ontology annotation, biological process: negative regulation of BMP signaling pathway. The record is from RefSeq and is a predicted model, not a curated record. Lineage: Eukaryota; Metazoa; Chordata; Crocodylia; Gavialidae. Gene Ontology annotation, cellular component: AMPA glutamate receptor complex. Gene Ontology annotation, molecular function: protein binding. The transcript has 3 exons. Bases 68 to 1063 code for a protein of 331 amino acids.